GGAUCUUUCUUAUAUUAAAAUCAUGGACGUUGGAAGGAGUUACCUUGUGAACCGAGUAAUGGACCACAUCCAAAGUCGGAUUGUUUACUACCUCAUGAAUAUCCACGUAACUCCUCGUUCCAUCUACCUCUGUCGGCAUGGAGAAAGUGAACUAAAUCUGAAGGGAAGGAUAGGAGGAGACACAGGGUUGUCUCGCAGAGGAAAAGAGUUUGCCAAGAGCCUUGCACAGUUUAUUAAUGAACAAAACAUCAAAGACCUGAAAGUAUGGACAAGCCAGAUGAAAAGGACCAUUCAGACUGCAGAGGCAUUGGGAGUGCCUUACGAGCAAUGGAAAGUUUUAAAUGAAAUAGAUGCA
Molecule: messenger RNA, 355 nt
Organism: Gekko japonicus
Lineage: Eukaryota; Metazoa; Chordata; Lepidosauria; Squamata; Gekkonidae
Product: 6-phosphofructo-2-kinase/fructose-2,6-bisphosphatase 4-like
Exons: 2
Biological process (GO): fructose metabolic process; fructose 2,6-bisphosphate metabolic process
Cellular component (GO): cytosol
Molecular function (GO): ATP binding; 6-phosphofructo-2-kinase activity; fructose-2,6-bisphosphate 2-phosphatase activity
Source: RefSeq, a predicted model, not a curated record